ACCAACAACUCAAACAAAUAUUUCUUUUGUGCUCUUUUUCUUUCCAACAUCGGCCAAAUAUAUAAAUAAAGCCAAGAAAACCCAAGUAAACAAAAAGUACAAAAGAGGCAAGAAUGACAAGACUCACAAUCGUUUUAGCUGGAGCUCUCUGCCUCCUCUCUCUCGCUCAAGUCGCCAAUUCCGAGAAGGCUAAAUUCAUCGUCAGGGGAGAUGUGUACUGUGAUUAUUGUCGUGCCACUUUCGUCACUCAAUUCAGCAAGCGUAUGCCAGGAGCGGAAGUGAAGUUGGUAUGCAGAGAUGAUUUUGACAAAGAUAAUGUUACAUUACGCAUGACUGGGAUUGUAACCGACGACAAGGGAGAGUACACAAUAGAUGUGGAAGAUGAUCAUAAAAGUGAAACCUGUGAGGUGACAUUGGUGAAGAGUAGCAUGCAUGACUGUGCUGAGAUUGUAAAAGACGGUUUGGGAAGAAAAUCGGCAGCAGAUGUUGUCCUCACCACCACAGAUUACUACAAUGAUAAGUUCCGUAAUUCUAGUUCACUGACAUUCUCCCCCAAGAAAAGGGCACCUGAAUGCAUUGAACUCAAAAAGGAGAUCGAAGAAGACCCCAUCCCCUUGCCUGAUCAUUAAUGCGAUAUAUAUAUAUAUAUAUAUAUAAUGGAGCUUAAUUAA
Messenger RNA from Sesamum indicum (sesame), 671 nucleotides. Its product is annotated as pollen allergen Che a 1. NCBI's taxonomy places the organism in Eukaryota, Viridiplantae, Streptophyta, Magnoliopsida, Lamiales, Pedaliaceae. The record is from RefSeq and is a predicted model, not a curated record.